AUGAUUUGUGCUAAGUGCGGCAUAAAUUCGAAGGACGAUUCUUCUUUGACCUUUCAUAGAUUUCCUCUGCCAUCCGUACGUGACUCUCUAAAAGCCAAAGUUUGGGCCAAGUUCUGCUUCCCGGAUGAAGAUUGGACAUCUGACCAAUCUCUGCGUAGUUUGUACAAGCAGCAUAAGAUGCUAUGUGCUGACUUCGACGUCUUCGGGGUGCUUUAUCGCCAGCGCGCGCCUUAUCAUUUCCAGGGUAUUGCGGCGACUAUUUAUAGUUCGCAGCAGACAAGA
Molecule: messenger RNA, 282 nt
Organism: Iphiclides podalirius (scarce swallowtail)
Lineage: Eukaryota; Metazoa; Arthropoda; Insecta; Lepidoptera; Papilionidae
Source: the annotation of a GenBank genome assembly